AGAGUCUUUCACUAAGUACUUAAUGAACUUCAUUAGUUUGUAAUAUUCAAAAAAUGUUAUCAAAAGCCAGUAUAUGUUCAAACACAAAACCACAUCUAGACCUGUAUCCUAAGUUUUUACGUACUAUCCUGCCUUUGCAUAAGAUACUUUGUACUGCAGCUAUGCCUAAAGGCCUGCUGCUAGGCAUUAUCUAUGAAAUUGUUUUGGGUGGUGUUGUAGUUGGCAGGGGAAAACACUCAAAAUGUUUAGUGUGAAAAAGGUCCUGAUCUUUGUUUAAUAUGGAGGAGGGUGUCAAAAUGCUGCCUGUACAGGAGCUGAGUGUUUUUUGCUCUUGCAGUGUCUGGGUAGUGAGAACACAGGUACGAUCUUGGUAUGUAUUCAGAUGCUCGGUGGGUGCAUCGGCCUCUUGACAAGAAAGUGUGGGUCCCUGCUGCCAUGACAGCCAGACUGCAUGUUCUCCUUGCCUGCUUGGGCACUGCUUUCUGAUCUUAAAUGGAUUAAGCUUGGUGUUUACAGGUGAACGGAUUAAAAAGUGCUAUAGACCUGGAGGAAUUGCAGUGAGGAAGAGACAGAAGAAUCUAGGGUAGUGGGUGGGUAUUGCAGUUACAACAAAUAGGAGGCGAGAGGUAGAGGAUUACACAGGGAGAGGAAAUAUUGCAGUAGAAAAAGAUCUGACAAAUAAUUAGUGGCGAGCCUGCUCAUUUGAGUUGUUCGUAUUUGUGUUAGAGAGUUUCAUGGCAGAAAGCCACAGAAAGUGUAUAGUUUUUUUAUAAACAAAUAUGGUGGUCAUUAGAAUUAGCAGUUAAGUAUUUGACUCUAAUGAUGAUUUUCUUGGGAUUUCAGAGUUUCAUUUGUUGAUUCUGUAUUUUAACAAUUGAUAAUGUAGCAGAACUCCAUACUUCUCACAGAAAUAAAAUUGCACUUUGCCCUGUGUUUAUAGAGGUGUGAGAGUGUGUGCGUGCGCACUCAGCCUAUUUACUAAUUUAGGCAUGGUUUAUCAGCAAAAUUACUCCUGAAUUGCUGCUUCUUGGCAAAUUCCAGCUCCAUUAAGGACAUUCUAGAUGUAUUAGGGAAGUAGGAACCAAAAAUACCAUCUCUACAUCUAUUUCCUCUUGUUUGUUUUUAAUGGAAACUGCAAAAUUAAUUAGUGUUUAUUUUGUGAAUGAUUAAGAGCGUCAGCAAGAGAAAUUGACCGAUGCAGCGUGUCUGUUUUCCAUUAAGAUGAAGGCUAAAGUCCUUAGGGAUUGGUGCCAGAAAAGUGGAAAGAGCAUUUGGCAAUGAGAUGAUUAGUGCUAUGACUGCUGCUCCUUGGGCAGAGUCAGUCCUGGUAGCAGUGGUUGCUGUCUAUGCAUCGGUUAUGGUUCAGUCUUCAUGGAAGACAGCCCACUGGCAGGUAAGCUAUUCCUAAGUCAGCAGAGUCAGAAGAUGUGUGCUCUUCGGCUGGUGGUAAUGGUGGAAAGGAGUGUAUGGGCUCCUUGCUAUGUUUUCUCACCGUUUACCACUUCUACUCUGUCCUUUUGAUGCUGUCUUCAGUUAUAUCCCAUCCUCACUUAAGGGAUUAUGCUCAGAAAAGAGACAUUGGAGAAGUCAUGGUGUGACUAUGUCUUAUAUCACAACUAUGAGACGCUGUUAGUAGUGUCUUUUGCAGGAGUAACAUUACAUGAACAAAAAAUAUAUGGACAUGUGUAUUAUACUCAAAAUCUUGUUACAAGCUCUACUAGCUGGACUGCAUCCACCUGCAAACCUGGUUUUUGCCUUAUCUCCUUAUGCUCUUACGUGUACAACAGUGCUAACCGUAUAUCAAAUCUAUGGGUUUGAGACAAAUUAAACACGCCACAUGCCUACUUUUACCAAUCCAUCAUAAUCUUAUCUGAAACUACAAUCUGAGAUGCUAGUGCCUUGCAUUAUGGAGAAGAAAGUUUUUUUUAUUUAAUUUUAAUACUGUACUUCCUAUAUUAAUUUUCUCUGUCAAAUCGACUCUGCCCAAGUUGUGCUUUCUAAAUAAAGAAUUCGUUAUUUAUAGUCUACAAGUAAUGCCAAAAAAUUCUGCUUGGUUCUCUUCUGGUUUAGGUUGCAUGAGGCAGAAAAUUAAAAUGAUAUGUUAUUUUCUUCUGAUUUUUUUUUUUCCUGUUGUGCAUGUUUUUAUAUAUUGAAGUGCAUUAGCAUUUUAGGUAGCUCCUCUAGGAGAACUUCCAGGAGUUCAUACGACAGUUGGACAUUGCAGACUGUGCAAGCUGCCUGAAGCCAGGGAUCACAAGAAGUGAAGUGAAUAUGAAAAAUCUCCAAAUUUCAUGUAGCAUUUCAAAUGAAGAAUCUCCAGGUGUUUUACUCUUUUAUUUUGUUGCUCUUGGGGGAGGUGGAACUUCAUAUUUCGUUAUGGACCGGUUUGAAGGUAUAUCAGAUGAUGAAGUGGAUCAUGCUUUCUUUGACAGUGAUUUUGAGGACGAGAAAAAGAAAGCUGAAGAAAAUGGUGAAUGUAUAGAGAAAGGAAGUACAGAGGCAUGUCUUGCAGACCCUGACUUAGUUUCUAAUUCAAAGGAUACAAAGUGUUGUGAGGAUCAAAGUGAAGAAAAGCAGAAAGAUUUGCAAAAGGAUCAGUCCCUAGAAGAUAGCACGGAUCAUCUUGGACAUGCUUCAUCUUUGUCACUUUUGCCAGUUGUGGAGAAUGCAGGUGCAUCUGGAGCAGCAACUGAGGCAAGUACAGGAACAAUGGAGAAUAUUCCUGCUGGAAUCCCCAAAAUAGUUAAAGAAGGUGAAGAAGAUUAUUAUACAGAUGAAGAAGAUAGUAGUGAUGAUGGCAAAAACCAGAAGGUUAGACCAAAGUCAGCUAAGCAGUCAAGCAACAUAAAAAAGUCUAGCAAAAAAUAUACUAAUAUCAGCUCCUCUUCCUCUUCUUCCUCCUCUUCCUCCUCAUCCUCAUCCUCAAGCUCAGAUACAGAUUGUUCUGAUACAGAUUCUGAUAGCUGUUUAUCAGAUUCUUCUCAUUAUUCCUCAAAGAGGAAUGCUUGUAGGAACACUUUUCUUUCUCCAAAACAAAAGUUCAAGUCGGCAAUGGUAUUAGCGGAAGGAAAACCCAAGUUUGGUGACUACUUGGAGGAAUCUGAAGACACAGUGACUGAUGUAACACCUCUGUCAACUCCUGACAUCAGUCCUAUCCAGUCUUUUGAACUUGCAGCAUCAAAUGAUAAGAAACUAAAAAUAAAAAGACAGGAAAAUGUGAACCAAGAGUUUUAUGAUUCCGAGUUUGAUCGCAGAUAUAGUCGAAAAGUCUUGCAUGAUGCCAUGGACCUGAAUCAGCUUUUGAAAGCUUUCCUGCAGCUGGAGAAAAAAGAACAAAAAAUAACCAUCGAUCAGCCAUCUAAAGGAACAAGGAAAAAUUACUCUUUUACAAAUGAAGAAGUAAGGCAGAUUGAUCGGGAAAACCAAAGAUUGCUAAAAGAACUGUCCAGACAGUCUGCAAAGCCAAGAAGUACCACAUUGAAGAAGUCAGCUGUACCACCUCUUAAAUUGUACCACAGUGCCCUCAACAGGCAAAAGGAGCAGCAGAGGAUUGAAAGAGAAAACCUGGCUUUUCUGAAAAGGCUGGAAGCAGUGAAACCAACACCUGGUAUGAGGCGUUCUGAACAAUUGAUGGACUACCAGCGCCAGAUGAGUUAUCUAAGUUCUUCGCCGUCUGUAAGAAGAGGAAAAUCUGCUUUUAGCCAGCUUAGCCCUUCAAGAGGCACUUCAAGAACAUCCACUGUACCAAGUACAAUGAGCCAGAGGAGUGAAAAACCUGUGUCUGAUUCAGCCAGUGGGGCAUUACAGAGACCUAAACCCACAAAUGUUCGUGCUGCUUGGCUAUAAAAGCAUAUUGACCUUGCAUUUUGAGGUGAUCCUCAGACUUCUAUUUUUAGUGCUUUUGUAAAUUCUAUGUGCAAAAAUAUUUUCUGCAAUGUUUGGCAAUUAAAAUGCAUUGCCUAUGAUAUAAUUGCUUAUAAAAUGAUUUGAAGUGAACCCUUCCACUUCAGUCAGUAUUUUCAACAACAGGAAGAGCUUAUGAAAGAGGAGUAGGUAUAUAAAUGGACAGGUUAAAUAGAAAUUGCUAAUUAUUAUUUUAUUCUCAAAUCAUAAGUGGAAUUUGUUUCUAUAACAUGGAAGGACAGAACUGCUGCACUACAAGUGCAACAUGUAAACAAAAUCUUUAAAAAUAAUAGUAUUUUAAAAUAUUGCAUUAAACUUGUAAGCAUACACUUAAUUCCUAGGUUCUUGUUUUCAUUGUGGCUUUAGGUAAGCCUUCUGAACUUUGGGUCAUGUUCUUAUGACUGAAAGAAUCUUACUUUACAGCAGCAUGAAGGGGUGAAAAGCACAUUGUGUGUUCCUGCAUAGUUAACUAGAAUACUGAGGCUGCAGAAGAUGUUCUGCCAUUUUGCACUCCAGGUGUUGAACAUUUGUUUUGUACUCAAGGCAGGGUCUCUUUCAGAUUUAAAAUAUUUUUGGAAGUUGUGUGGGGACCAUUCUGUAGGAAAGAAGCAUCUGAUGCUGUUUGAGCAAGAGUAAAGACUGAAGUGAACAAGUUUUAGAUUCGCUCUGAAGAGUAAGUUUUUGUUACUUCUCAAGCAAGAGAAUACUAAGCGAGGGAAAUAUUUCAUGGCCCUGCUUUUUUCAGAUCCUUGUUCUUCUUGGUGGGGAGAUAUAAACGAUCUGCAGGAAACUUGAACAUCUGAUUUUGAGAGCGACUACUGACCAGGAUGAAAAAAAAGACAGUAGAAAACAAAGUCUUGUUUGGCUCUUGAACUUUAAUGUCUUUUUCAUAUCAAUAUUUGUAGCAAUGUCAGAUAAACUUCAGUAGCAGCAUCCAUGUACAAGGGGAGCAAAAUUUAAUGGAAUUGGAAAUCGCAAACAGUAUGUGGUAUGCUUUGUUUAUUUAUGUAAAGGCAAACUUCCAGUGAGCUUAUUUUGUAGGACUGCAGUCUUAUAAAAAGCAUAAGUUGUGAUGCCACUAGCUGUGGAUAUGGCUGGAACCCUGCUUGCUUCCCCAGCUUCUUUCCAGGAGAGAUACUGGAAAUCUCUUCAUGUUAUGCAUGAAGAAAAAAAAUCUGUAUUCAGCAAUGCUGGGUCCUAGUCCUGUGAAAAGGGAAGUUAGUAUUCUUUGCUCGUGCUUGCAUGAGAGCUUAGGCUUUCAGGUAUUCUGCAUUGUAACAAACUUCUUACUUGGUCCUGUGUGAUAGUUUGGCAGAGCUUCUGCACCUGGUGACCUGCAGAUCAAAUUUAGCUGUUUGACAAUAUUUGAACUUUUAACUUUAAGCAGCAUUGUGGCAAACAGAUUUUUUUACUGCAGUAACUGUUCGUUUAUCGAUAGAGACUGUAAGGAAUCUUUUGCAGAGUGCUGCUGUAUUUAUUUGUACUGUUGUGUGAAUUAGAAUGCCUCGCUAUUUAAAGAUUUUUGUCCUUCAAUGUGAUUAUCAGGGUCACAGUUGAAGUACUUUUGAAUGUUCACGUGAUAACUUUUUUUUCUGUGAGGGAAUUCACAAAAUGUAUUGCUCUUAAUCACUUCAUCUUGUUUUAUUUAACUUUGGUAUGAAAGUGUCAAUUUUGUAAGUCAUUUUUGUAAA
Molecule: messenger RNA, 5594 nt
Organism: Cuculus canorus (common cuckoo)
Lineage: Eukaryota; Metazoa; Chordata; Aves; Cuculiformes; Cuculidae
Gene: CFAP97
Product: cilia and flagella associated protein 97
Exons: 6
Coding region: 2272-3846 (524 amino acids)
Biological process (GO): spermatogenesis
Source: RefSeq, a predicted model, not a curated record